UCCCCAUGAUUGAGGAAGUCGGCACUUUCUCAUCUCCAGUAGUGGAUGUGAAGAAGGAGGGGCAUGUUUGGAAUCCCUACCCUUACUAUGGUGCUGCUCAGGCCUGGCCUCGAGGGUUUCCACUCGAUCGAAUCGUACCAUUAGAGAGAAAACUAUCAACUCAACAAGUCAAGUGCCUACCUAUUGUUCAACAGUACAUGGCCAAUCGUGAUCCUGACGUCGAUGCUAUCUACCGUCUCUCACACUCCCUACCCAUGGACUAUAUCAGUGACAAGAAGCGAAUGGUCCUACCUCAUGGUGUGUUCUGCCCUUAUAAUGCACAGGCUACAAUGCAUCUGCACAAAGCUUUCUUGUCGAUGCUCCUCCCCAAAACUGUUAGUGGUCGCGUCUCGGACAUUUGGCGAUCGUACAUCUCCGAGUAUGUCAUGUCCUACAUUCCUGACGUGUGUAUGAUGUUUGCCCCACCAGCUGUUCGUCACGAGCGCAACUCUCACGACUAUAUGAGGGACUUCUACAGUGAGCUGCCUCUCUACAUGAUGGCCUCUCAGCUUGUGGAGACGUUGGCUACUCACCCCCCACAGUUGGCUCCUCUGCAGGAGGUCCUACGAAACACCUACCUCAUGCUGUACGAGAUGGGAGUUCUGGAGGAAGAUGAUGUCAAGUAUGUCGUUGCUUGGAUUAAUGACCUGAACAAAAUUGGUUAUGAAUUUCCAUCGCUUUAAUUUUUGGCUUAAAAA
Molecule: messenger RNA, 737 nt
Organism: Halichondria panicea
Lineage: Eukaryota; Metazoa; Porifera; Demospongiae; Suberitida; Halichondriidae
Exons: 1
Coding region: 6-722 (238 amino acids)
Source: RefSeq, a predicted model, not a curated record